Molecule: messenger RNA, 5387 nt
Organism: Mytilus trossulus (common blue mussel)
Lineage: Eukaryota; Metazoa; Mollusca; Bivalvia; Mytilida; Mytilidae
Product: nucleoporin NUP188-like
Exons: 50
Coding region: 54-5342 (1762 amino acids)
Biological process (GO): RNA export from nucleus; protein import into nucleus
Cellular component (GO): nuclear pore inner ring
Molecular function (GO): structural constituent of nuclear pore
Source: RefSeq, a predicted model, not a curated record
UUGAUUUUCAUUUACGUGACUUUAUUGUGUUUCCGGUAAAGAAAUAAAAUGUGAUGGCGGGACAGCCAAAAUCUGAAAGUUUUGGAAACAGAUAUUUGUGGCAGCUUAUUAAUGGAACAGGAUUUCUAAGACCAAAUGAGUAUGUGAAAAGAGAAUUAAAAAAGAAUGAAGACAAAAUAUCUAAAGGACUGCUGUUCUUCAGAAAGCCAGUAACUGUAGCUGGAGAUGUUUUGAAAGAGAAGAAGCUGUCAAAAGUUCAUCAUGAUUUUCUCAUAAAGCUUAGCAGUUUUCUGGGACUAGAUGAAGAGGGGAGUUAUGAAUUGUUUAAUUCGUUUUUAGCCAGUGAUUACAGAGGAUCACAGAAGAAUCUUCAGUCUUUACUUAGUAAUGAUAGACAUUGUCAGAGUUUGAUUUACAAAGUGAGAGACUACUACUUUACAGAGAGAUUAUAUCUUCUACAGUGUAUAAAAGUGGUCAUCAAUUUUUGGCAGGAUGAUGCACAUCCUUAUAAGGAUGAAUUCCAACAGAUUAUGGAAGUUCUCAAUACUGAUGGUCUGCUUUUUAAAAAGAUUGACGAGCAGCUGAAAUGGGUACUUGAUGAAAAUCUACCUACUUGGGAAACACACAGUGUUCUUAUGACUGACAGACAAGCACUUAUAUGGGCACAUCAGAAUCUCAAAGAACAGAGUGAAUUAUUGGAAAUAUUCUUAAUUUACUUAAAAGACUUUGAGAUCAGUGUGGAUCAGUUGAUAGAGUUAAUAGAAACAUUCAGAAGACAUGGAUUUGGCAGACGACAGAGUUAUAAACACAUCUUACGAGAAACAGCAGAGCAGUUUAUUAGAAAAAUUGGAUACCUAGAAGUGUUGAUUUUAUUAGAAGCAGUAGAUUUGGAAACCUUGCAUGUCUGUAACCAACUUGGAAGUUUUGAUGACCAUUUUAUUCUAAAAGAUGAAGACUUGUACAAGAAAGUAGAUAAGAUAGUGACAUCAAUGGGAUCAGAGCCUUGCCAUGGUCCUAUACUGCUGUGCUGGGCUACAAUAAGACUUUUGUACGGGGACAAGUCAGACCUGAACAUAACUAGAAAGCUUGGUAAUCUAGCCAUACAGCUUAGAGUGUUUGAUGUGCUUUUUAACUUACUCAACACAGAACCAUUUAAUGGUAAAACUACAUAUGUGUGUUCUGUUGCUCAGUUUGUGUUGUAUAACUUAUUUGUUAAUGUUAUGUCUGCAUUUGAGGAGUCAACAUUAGGCAGGGACAGAGAAAUUGAGAUGUUACACAAAGAUCUCUGCCAGAUUCUAAAGUUGGAAUACUGUGUUGAAGAUUUCUGGCAGAAGGGUUUAGAUGAAGGUUUGGGGACUGUAUUCCAGUCAGCAAAACUCCGAUUUCCAUUGGAUUUCACAACAAUGCUAAUGUUUAGCACUUCCUUGUCCGAGGCAAAUGAAGGCAGUGCAAAGAGGAUUUAUGAAACCUGGAAGAACCUAUUAAGAUACACAGAACCUCUUGACAGGAACUAUGCAGCUGACCUCAUGGCUACUAAAGAUCCAGCAAUCUGGAAACUAGCAAGGAACAAAUUUCCUUUUUCUGGGAAAGAUUUCAAAAUUGAUGCAGGAACCUACGGACAGAUAUUACAAGACAGUGGUAAACCAGAAGAAGGACCAAUUAUACAGUGGGAGGUUACAUACAAUGGCUGGGAAUUGUUAAUAUGUGAAAUAGAGGAUCUGUUAAAUCAAGCUUCCAAUGGCACUGGCAAUGUACCUCUGAGCCUUGUGUCUAAAGUAACACUGAUCACACAGUUUGUGAAAGCUAUGAUCAGUUCAUACCCAGCUGUUAUAGAUGAACUGAUGCCAAUUACAGAAUGUUUGUAUCAGGUUAUACACAGAUUUUCACGAUUUACUCCUGUACCAUUGGAUUUGAUAUCAUCCUGUAUAGAUUGUCUGAAGUGUGUUGCUAAGAUACAUCCCAAACAAGUAUGGCACAGUAUGAAACAGACAGGAUUAUUGCCUUAUCUCACAGGAAAUGUAGACAACUUUGAUGAAGUCGUAAGUGGCCAAGAAGUCAGUGCUGGGUCUUAUGGUCUGUUGUUAGCUGGGACUGAAUUAAUACAAGGUCACUACCCUGUUACAUGCUCUUUACUUGAUCUCAUGUCAAACUUGAUUCAGCCUUUCUUUGAACAUGAAAUAGAGAGUGAACUAAUGGCUCCCGUACUUUACAUUCUGAGAGAAGUUUUCCCUGUGUUCCAGAAAUGGAGAUAUGUAGUACCAACCAAAAGAGAACAAAUAGGUCAUAGUUGUUUGGGGAUUUUCCACAAGAUUUUGACAUUUCUGACAAAAAAACAAAAAACAGUUCUAAAAAGACCUCAAUUACAACAAGUUUGUGUGUACAGUCUACUUUUUACUGAAGCUGGGAGAGCUUUAUUGGAGAUUAUUGGCACUGGUUCUGAUACGGUAGAAUAUGCACUAGCACAGCAGGGGAGCAUUAUUAAUGAAGGUACGGGAACAGAAAUCAUUAAAUUGAUACAAAUGUCAUUCUCUGUCCUUAAUCGCCUUCUGCUUCUUAAGUCACCAAACCUGCUUGUUUCACCAAUGGAAAAUGCUCUUUCAUCACAGCCUGCAGGGAGGCAGACACAACACAUAGUAGCUACAAUAGCUCAGUACAUAUAUCAUAGACAUAAUCCUAGGCUACCAACUCUGGCUUGUCUAUUGUUGAAGAGAUUGGCUAUGGUCUCCAGAAUGUCUAUAUUAGCCUGUCUAGGAGGAGAAGCUGAAGCCAUCAGAGACAUGUAUCUCACCAGACUACAAGCUGUAACUGAGGAUUUGCGAUUAAAGGUUGUCAUACUAGAGUUACUGUCAGUAUGUGUAGAGGAACAGCCAGGACUUAUAGAAAUGUUUUUAAAUGUACAACCUAGUACACAAGCAUCAAACACACUUGGUUCAGAUUCUAAAACAAAGAAAAAGGAUUUGUCAUUAGGCAAGACUAGUUGUUUACUGACAGUUCAUAAUUUGAUGGAAGCAAAAAAACAGGGGAAAUAUUAUUGUCCACCAGAUUUGCUGUGUGCCUGUUUAGAUUUUAUACAUUCAUUAUGGGCUGGUAUGAGAGAAACAGCAAUGGCAGUUCUCAGAGAAAGAGAGACAUUUUGGUUGAGUGUUUGUGCUCCACUGACCAGGGAUAUACCCAAUGGCAGUGAAUACCAGCCUGUUUUACCGUACCAAAUAAAGACCAUAUCAUUUGUGAUGAAAGUUUUGGCACAGGAACUUUAUUCUGUUACAAGUUCUAAGUUAGAUGUGAGACUGAAGAAAGUUCUCAAAGAUGUCAGCCAAGCAGACAGGUUUAAAUAUUGGUCAGAGUACCUGAAGGACUGUCUGAUAACAGAAAGUGAAAGAGAGACCAAAGAAGAAAAUUUAUCUGAGAGUCCUACUUUACAACUGCUAAUGGGAUGGAAAAAUUUCCUGAUCACUGUCAGCAAGUGUAAUAUCCCAGAGGUUCAGCUUACCCCAGGAAUUAAAGAGCUCAUAAUUGUUGAUUUGUUGGAGGGACUUCAAGCUUUGGUGGCAGAAUCAUACACAGAAUUGAAAAUAAAACUGUCACAGAAUAUCAGUGCAUUGAUAUUUACAUUGAUCAAGUUAUGGACAAGUUGUUUAACAAACAGGAUGAGAAUGAUUAAAGAAUUGGAGUCUGUAAUCACACAGAUGUUAUCAAACAGUAAAACAUUAAUACCAACUAUACAACUCGGAAUUCUGGGAGCAAUUACUGCCAUACUUCAGUAUAACAGAGAUAAUAAAACUAUUAAUUUAGGUGAGAAUUCAGCUGUUGCUGUUGCAAUAUUGCCUUCAAUGUGUACAUUGUUACUACAGAGCUGUCGGGAACUUCCGCCACCAGGGGAUCUCACAAACAAAUCUGAUGACAAAGAAAACAUGUCUGAUGUUAGAAUCAAGCUUCAGAUAGUGGCCUGUUGUUUGAUACAAGAGAUCCUACUACAGUGUCAGAGAUCUGAGAUAUGGUUACCAAUUAUCCAAGAACACAUGGUGCUAUCUACACUUCUUUCAUCAAUGGAAAUGUACAUCAAGGCUAGACAGGCUCUGAGUUAUGUCCAUGCAGCUUUUCUUUUACUUCUCACCAUUGCAAAAAAUGAAAAGGGGGCAGAGUCAGUUGUGAUGAGUGGUCUUGUUCAGCAUACAUGUCUGUCAGUAAUGCUUCUCUACCAGAAAGAAACUGAAUUUUUCCCGAAAACUUUGUCUGUAGGCAAGCCUAAAGAGUCUAUGGCUGGUACAGAGGAUAAAAGUCAAUGGCAUACUGUAUUAUGUAUCUGUCUAGAUCUGUAUGCCACCAUACUAGGGUUAUUGAAGUAUUCCUUCCUUGAAGAUUCACUCAAUUUUGUGGGUGCUCAUCAAGACAGAAUGCAAGAGUGUUUAGAGAGGUCUAGAAUUACAAUGACAGAUGCAGCCAUGUUAGAAGCAGAGAAAACUUGUGCCUUUAUCAAUCUGUUAUCUAAAUUCAACAGAGAAUGGAGGCUUCAUCUAGGAGAAUCACUUGUGAAAUUACAGACAAGUAUGAUGUAUAUGACCCAAACAUUUAUUGCUUUUCUUAUGAGACCAAGAUAUCUUCAACAAGUAUUAGAGCAACAGAAUGGUCAGACCAGUCGUCCAAGAUUUACUGCCUCACCAGUGUUACAACAACAAAGCUCAACAGAAGAUAUAGAUAAACCAUCAAAACAACUUGUACAUAUACAGCACAGAAUGUUAGAUGUUCUUUCCCAUAGUUUGUCAUCAUUGAAGAAGUUCACACCAGAUUUAUGUGAAAUUUUACAUGAACAGAAUAUGGAUUAUAGUGAGUUUGAUCCUUUCCUUGCCUUAGCAUUUAGUGGUCCAUCACCUGACCAGGAUAGUAUACCAUCAUUUGGUACAUUGACAUCAUGUAUUAGAGAUGUUUGCGUCAAGCUGUUAAUGAAGCAGGAAGUGAGGUCACCUCACAAGAAUUCCAACUCAGAAGAAGGCAGUCCUGAGAUAAUCCCAAAAAAUUUGAUACAUUAUGUAAUGGAGAAUGCAUUAUACAUAGUCAUGUCACAAGCCACCAGAUAUCUAAGAGAUCCUCACCUACCUUCCAGUGAGAAACAACUGUUAAAAAGGGAGCUUGGAACAGAAAUGAAUUACUUUUUGAUGGAACUUCAGAGAUACUUAAGAAGGGGCACACCAAGUUCCCCUAGUGCUGCCAAAAGUCCAAGACCUGCUCUUUCUACCACUACACCUAUGUUAGGACGAUCAUUAUCUCAAUCAAGCUUUGCUUCUACUCCAGAGACAGAAUUUUUCAAAUUUGUACAGGAAUUUGUAUUACAAGUUCUGAAAUGAUGUAUUAUAAACAGUUCAUUUGACAAUAAAACAUUUUUUAAUUAA